GCUGCCCUCCGCUUAUAGUCAUCAUAUCGCCACAUAUGUUUUUGAUUUAUAAGCGAAAUUUUCAUCUUUUAAAAUUUUGAUAAUUUAACCCAGAAUCAACCUCAUGUUUCAUAACUUCAACCACCAUUCAUAAGUCACUUCUUCCUGUUUGCAGUAUUUACUGUACUACUGCAGUCGCAUGCUUGUUCCUAAGAACACCAAACAGCAAACAUAGUGAACGCUAUCUGUGUCAGUCAGCUGAUCUCGAUAUCUGCUAUGGAGGGACAAAGUAUGAACUUGAAACUUACAAAACUAAGUGUUGACAUUGGUCAGGCAACAGGAGAUGAAAUAAUCUUUGCUAUUGUUGAUUCUGUCAAGGAAGGUGAUAUAGAAGUCUACUUUGUUGAGAAACAUACAGGAUGGAAAACCAAGGCCAAAAUUGAGGAAAAUGGAGUACUUAGCAACAAUAUCAUGUUUUAUACCCCGUCUUACGUGAAUGAAAACAUUACAUCCAAUGUAAAAGUUGCUGUACAGCUACGACGGCCAUCUGACGGUGUCUGGAGUAAUGCCCUUCCGUUUACGUUUGUCCCAUCAUUAACUAACAAAGACAUACCACUUGAGAAACAAAUGGAUAUGCAUUCCAACCUGAAAGCCAUUCAUUUCACUGAGUCAGCAGAUGCAGUCGGUCAAGAUGGUCUUGGAGGACCCAGCAAACCUGCCAUUCAAAAUCCAUCAAAGAAGUGUCAAAAACUUUAUACGGUCAUGGAACAUCAGAAGACAAUCGAUCAUGAAACUUGUAUAAGCUCUGGUGAAUUUUACAAACAAGUGAAAUCAUCCCAACUCAAGCCAAGCAAAGAUAAUUUACCCGUCACCGACAUUCGGCGUAAGUACCUCUCCACACAACAUCACAAAAAGUUUUCUGUAUCAGAGGACAGUGGUUUUGGAAGCAUUAUUACAUCCAGUAAUGAAGAACAGCUAUUAAUUGAAGAUGUCUAUAAAGCAUCAAGGACUCAGGAGUUUGUACCAAAUUUAGACAGUCAGCAAUCAACCAAAAGUGUAGAUGAUGCUUCUGAAAACUGUACUGAAGUUGAAGUAGAUUGCCUUUCAUUUCGAAGCGAAAUUAUUUCUUCCAUACCUAAUCUAAAUCGUAUUUCAAAGCAUAAUCUCAUUGAAUCUUCUCUUGAAUCGACUUCAAGUGGUUACCACACAGCAACCUCAACACUUACAAGCCCCGAAGACAGUGAAAGUGGUGGAAUCACUUAUUUCAAUAUCCACUCCCCAACAUUAGAUACCAAUGUAGAAAUAAUUCCAUGCAUUGAGGUAGACUGUUCCGGUGCAUGCCUUAAACCUCCAGGUACUGCUGAGCCAUUAAACAUUCCUUCAUAUGACGUUCCUGAAGGGAAAGUCUCAAAGACUCAGGACGUUGUACCAGAAUUAGACAGUCAGCAAUCAACCGAAAGUGUAGUUGAUGAUGCUUCCGAAAAGUAUACUGAUGUUGAAGUAGAUUGCCUUGCAUUUCAAAGUGAAACUAUUUCUUCAAUACCUAAUCCACAUUGCAUUUCAAAGACAAACGUCAUUGAAACUUCUGUAUUUAAAUCGACUUCAACCUCAAUACUUACAAGCCCUGAAGACAUAAGAAGUGGUGGAAUCAUUGCUUGCAAUAUCCACUCCCCUCCAUUAGAAACCAAUACCGAAAUAAUUCCAGGCAUUGAGGUAGAUUGUUCUGGUGCAUGCCUUAAACUUCCAGGUACUGGUGUGCAAUUAAUCAUUCCUCCAUAUGCGAUUCCGAAAGGAAGUAAUGCCAAGAUCGGACUGGCUUUGGACCGGAAUUACUUAAAUAUUCCUGGUGAAUAUAAGGAUGAAGGCUGCAUAGCUCCAAUCAUAACAUGCCUUCCUAAUCACUAUAAAUUUCAGAAGCCUGUAUUAAUUGUGUUUCCACACUCAGUUAAGGAAGUGAUUGAUGAGAAGGAGUGCAUUAAUCUGUAUACAAAUGAAAAUGAUCCUGAUCAGAAGAAACACUGGAAGCAAGUUAAAUAUAAUCAGAAAGGUGACACAUCUUCCCCAGUCCUCUUUCUCAAAAAUCAGUAUGCCUACUUGUUUGUAGGUCAUUUCACCGACUACAUUAUCACCCUACCAUCAGGGGAAGAAUGCAGUGCUAGAUAUUUAAGAAUCGUAGUUUAUGCAAAUGAGCUUAUAGAUUGUGAGACAAAUCAGGAAGUUCGUAUUUACUGUCAUGGUGAGCGUCAUGAUCUGGAGCAGAGAGUUGAAAAGGAAGAGAAGGCCCUUGCUGGGAUUCAGAUGGCAGUUGAGCUCCAAUUUGAGCUUUUUAAGAAACCAGAAGUAGUCUUGAAAGUUAGUAUAGAGUUUGAAACAGGCUGGCACAUGAAGACACGCAAAAAAGAACAGUUUUUAAAAAACUUAUGGAGGAAGGAUUAUGGGAGCUGCAAAUAUACUUUUAAAAACAUUGGACAAAUGCGCAGCUUCUAUUGCAAUAUUUCUAUACAGCAAAUUGAUUGUGAAGAAGAAGUUUCAUUAGAAGUGUCAAAUACAGUCAAGCAUCCAAUAGACACGUCUAACCAGAAUGCACCUGCAGAACCUCUCAGGGGACCUCCUUCAGUUUAUAUGGUUGAAAAUGGAGGGAACCAACCUUUGAGCACUGACAGUGGCCAUACAUCUUUUUAUCGUCUGUCUGGCUCAUAUUUAGUAGAAAGAUACCAUGGUGGAUCUUCUUACUCCAGUGAUUUCCAUUCUCACUCUUCCAAUCUUCCCCCAAAUACCCAAAAUGAUAAUUAUGUGAUGCCAAGACAAAUGUCUUGUCCACAUGACUCUCAAGGAAAUAUGCUUCAAAAUGUAAAUUUACCUGACAUGUCAUUACCAAAACUGCCCCAUAAACUUCGGAUGGAACUUUGCUGUAAGCUAGAUACUGAUCAUCCUCUUGGAGAUGACUGGAGAAGGUUGGCAAGUAAUCUUAAUCUAGAUAAUAUUAUUGGAAAGUUAGAUGCAAGGUCGAAGUCUCCAACAUUAGAUUUAUUAAAUGUGUGGGAGUCAAGAAAUGAAACACUGGAUAUGCUGGUGAAACGUUUCAAUGAUAUUGAUCGUUCUGAUGCUGCAAACUUAGUCAAGGAUUACAUUGACAAAACAAAGCAGAGCUCAAAUCAACAAAUUCUUGCCAUUGGUUCCCUAGAUGCGCUUCCAAGAAAUAAUAUUGCACCAACAGGUUUACCAAACCAGUCAUUAGUUAUCAAUCAAGAAAGACCAGUUGGCAGGAAUGCCUGUCCAGAGGAAUUUGAUUUAUCCAAAAUGUCUACGUCAUCUUCUUCAUCCAGCAUUGCCAUAACCCCAGAUCGAGAAUCUGAACUGCCUGCCUUCCAACGAACAUCGCCUGAAGUAUUUUAUGAUCAAAAUUGUAAUAGCAAUAUGUCCGAACUCAACAGAAGCAUUGGCGAAUUAACAGUAAACGAUGUUGCCAAUGCAAACAAUUCCAGCAAUAAGCCCUCUUAAAGUGUGUAGUUGAGGGCAUGUCAUUGUGUGUGUAUUUGUGUGUGAAGGAAUGUUUUUUUACAGGAUAAACACUGAUUAUAAGUCAUUUGCUAUUAUCAUUUAUUAUUGGGCCUUUUUGCAUUAGCAGAAAAGCCAUUUGUGUUUUCUAAAUUGU
Anneissia japonica is the source of this 3634-nucleotide messenger RNA. RefSeq lists its product as uncharacterized. Gene Ontology annotation, cellular component: membrane. The record is from RefSeq and is a predicted model, not a curated record. Gene Ontology annotation, biological process: netrin-activated signaling pathway. Bases 256 to 3480 code for a protein of 1074 amino acids. The transcript is spliced from 11 exons. Gene Ontology annotation, molecular function: netrin receptor activity; protein binding. Lineage: Eukaryota; Metazoa; Echinodermata; Crinoidea; Comatulida; Comatulidae.